CAGAAGGGGGAAAGUUAUUGAUGAGAUUCGCGCGUGUGACCGGCCCCCGCGAUUCUUAGGUUUACGACUAUUGCGCGGUAGACUAAAUAGUUUUGAUCGGUUCAAAGGUCACGUCCCGAGCAGAUCGUGCCGUAUUGUCAGAAAGAGAAAGAUAGAUAGUGGUAUUCAACAAUACAGAUCCUAGUUGCUUCUGUCUUCGGACUAGCAGCAGGUGAGUUCGGUCAAUUCUUUGAGCGAACAUCUUUUUCUUUCGCCCCUCCCGCUUAUCUAUUUCCUCGUUAUUGCGAUAAGUCACGUUCUGUUAUCUGCAGUUCUUUUUUUUUUGUCGUAUUUAUUACAUCGAAUGUGAUUGGAAAAAAACGAUUUACGCUUAAUAUUUUAAUUGGCUGUGAUCUUUGCAGUAAUUGAAAAUAUUAGACGAUGCAGGGUAAAGGAUUUACAUCAGAAUUCAAAAUGUCACUGUGGGCAAAAGCACAACAGUUGCCACAAGAUGCUUUGCAACAAGUACGCUCGGUGUAUGGAGAACAUUUUCCAAUAGAGGUUCGACAUUUUUUGUCUACCUGGAUCGAAGAAAAAAUGUGGACUGACAUAGAACCUGAAAAUCCACAACACGAACAGUACAUAGCCAAUCUAGUUAUAUCUUUGAUACAAGAAUUAGAAUCCAAAGCAGCUUCUUUAAAUACAGACGAUAUGUUUCUCACAAAGUUAAAAUUAAUUGAAGCUGCAAAAAAUUUUCGUCAGAGGUACACCCACAAUCCAACAACAUUGUUUAGAAUAAUUAGACACUGUUUAGCAACAGAAAUGAAAUUAGUAGCACAGGUAGAGAAUUUGGGAGGUGCUUUGAUAAGUAUGGCAGGUGGAAAAGUUGGAUUGCUCAGCGAUGCCGUUGCCGAAAUAGCGCAGCACGUUGAAUCUUUACGACGCAGAACGCAAGAGACCGGGGAAGAUUUACGAAAAAUGGAACAGGAACAAGAAGCAUUUGCGAUCAGUUACCACGAAUGUACUAAAUUGAACGCGCAUCUCCAACAUCUCGCAACGCAACCGCAAAAUCAACAAAAUUUGGACUUGGAGAAGAAGAUCAGGAGGCAAAAAGAGCAACAGGAGCAAUUAUUAAACCAUAAAGUAGCUGGUUUAAUGCAGUUACGUUUGACGUUAGCCGAUAAAUUGAAAGACACGAUCACCAGAUUGAACAGCUUGCAAUCCAGAGUCUUGGACGACGAACUUAUUAGAUGGAAAAGAGUACAACAAUUGGCAGGAAACGGCGGACCAUUUAACAGUAAUUUAGACUCUAUUCAAGAAUGGUGCGAAAGUUUAGCCGAAUUAAUUUGGCUGAAUCGUCAACAAAUCAAAGAAGCAGAACGUUUGAAACAAAAAUUUGCGCUCGAACCGCCAGGAAUGCAAGAUAUUCUGCCUACGUUGAAUUCACAGAUCACACAGCUUCUUAGUUCGUUAGUUACUAGCACGUUUAUCAUAGAAAAGCAACCGCCGCAAGUAAUGAAAACCAAUACUCGUUUCACGAGUACAGUACGUCUUCUGGUGGGUGGAAAACUGAAUGUUCAUAUGACUCCGCCUCAAGUAAAAGUAAGCAUUAUUAGCGAGGCUCAGGCGAACGCUAUGUUGAAAAGCGAUAAAAUGGCAAAGAAUGGAGAAGCUAGCGGUGAAAUUUUGAACAAUACAGGAACGAUGGAGUACCAUCAAGCAACAAGACAACUAUCCGUAAGUUUUCGCAACAUGCAGCUGAAGAAGAUCAAAAGAGCCGAAAAGAAAGGAACAGAGUCUGUCAUGGACGAAAAGUUUUCGCUUCUUUUUCAAUCGCAAUUUAGCGUCGGGGGAGGUGAAUUGGUAUUCCAGGUUUGGACGUUAAGUUUACCAGUUGUAGUAAUUGUACAUGGAAAUCAAGAGCCGCACGCGUGGGCUACGGUUACGUGGGAUAACGCUUUCGCCGAACCUGGAAGAGUACCAUUUGCAGUGCCCGAUAAGGUUCCCUGGGGUCAAGUAGCCGAAGCAUUAAACGUUAAAUUCAAAUCGGCAACAGGUCGUUCAUUGACAGAAGACAAUCUUCGAUUUCUUGCGGAGAAAGCAUUUCGCGGUGGAAACGCGGGCGGACAAGACUAUUCCGGGCUACUAUUGAGCUGGGCACAGUUUUGCAAGGAGCCACUACCCGAAAGGAAUUUCACGUUCUGGGAAUGGUUUUACGCCGUGAUGAAAUUAACCAGGGAGCACUUGAAGGGCCCCUGGGCCGACGGUUGCAUAUUAGGAUUCGUGAAGAAAAAACAGGCCGAGGAAAUGCUGGCAACCUGCGCGUCAGGGACUUUCCUAAUGCGUUUUUCAGAUUCGGAACUAGGUGGCGUUACCAUCGCGUGGGUCGCAGAUCAAACCGAGGUCUUUAUGUUACAACCGUUCACGAGUAAAGAUUUUGCGAUACGCAGCUUGGCGGAUCGUUUGUUUGAUUUGCAACACCUGCUUUACCUCUACCCAGACCGGUCGAAAGAUCAAGCAUUUUCCAAAUAUUACACGCCGUUCGCAGAAAAUCAACCUACGUCGACGAAUGGAUAUGUGAAACCUUUCUUAGUAACGCACGUACCUGGUUGGGGCGGGCCGGGUGUUGGUGGUCAGACACCGUCACACUCUUCUGUAGUCGGGGUAGGCAGUAGUGGUCAAAGUGGUCCAGGUGGUAGUUAUCCUGCAACGCCGUCCACCAUAUUCCAAGCGCACAGUCCUGACCCGUCCGUAACACGCGAUACUCCAUCGGUGGCUUCCAGCUACGCUCCGGGCCUUGGCCAGUCAAGCGUUGGGCGAGCAAACACGGACAUGGACUAUGUGGAUCUGAUGAGUCACAGCGAGCUGCCCUCGAUCGACGAAAAUAUCGACUUGGAGCCCUUUAAUAGCUUUAGCUUCUCCGAGUUCAUACAAUCGUACAACACUAAGCCGCAAUAGGUAUGUCGGGACGAUCGCGAUGCGUUUCUUGUUUGUACCUAUAUUGUUGCGUCGACUGGCCGACUUCGUUUGUUCGAUCCACAUCCACAUGGAUUUUUAAACCGUUGUUUGAUAGGGGAGGGAUGUAAAAAGAAAAAUGAUCGUCUCUUGUCGUCGUUAAUAUCGUUCAUCCGACACGCUAUACACACUUGUUCUUAGUUUGUAUUCGCCUCCGACGAUGCGUUGGUAUAUGCCUUUCGAUUAGAUCGUGUAAGUGCAAUAUAUGUAUGUAGUAUAAUUUAUCAAGGCGAUUACCAAUCGAUUCUAGUUACUUUGCAAACGAAAAAUCGCACCUACAUUUAUACACAUACUACUACUUGUUAUUUAGUUGCAAUUAUACGCGUACCACACUCGACAUUAUAGUAGUUUAUUGUUUUCAUCGCGAAACACUUAUUGCGUCGAAUGUUAACAACGGCAGUUUCGAAAUUUUAGAAACGUUCGAUCGAAACGAACCAAAUUAUUUGCUCCGCGUAGGAUCUACCAGCUUAUGUUUUAGGUUUAUAUUUUACCACGAGGCUUUCUUUUACGAGAUAUUUAAUUUUAUUCGGCUUCUCUUUAAUAGUUCAAAUUAUUGCGAUUCGUAAGGAAAUGUUUAAGAUACAAAAAUCACAUAGAGUUAAUUUAGAUAUCGUUAACGUAGUAUACUUUUAAAUAUUAAACCAUCUUGUACAAAACAAUUUAAAUGAUUUUACAGAUAAUAUUAUACGAUCUUUGUUUCUUUUUUUUUUUUCCUCUUUUUAACAACUAUCUUUUAACGAUGGUCACGACAGCCUAUCAAUGCACAUUAAAAGAUCUUUUUGUUGCUCGAAAGGACAUAAAGUAGAGAAAAAACUAUACUAGAAUCAGUAUGUAUAAUGCGUAAGUAGGGACAAUCACUUCCGUCUAGUUUUGUAAAUAGCGAAAUUACAAGAAAUUAAAUUUUUUAAUUUAUUAACCGGACGUGCGACGUACCAAACAUACAAGAGAUUUGUGCAACGUUAUGUAAUUUGCGUGACCUAAUCUUUAAAUCGUGCCUUACAAUCUUUAAAUCUAUUAUUAUAAUAUUUUUCGAAAAUACUUACAUGUAAAUUUACAUCUAGAUUUAGUGAAACUCUUCCUUUUCGUGAGAGGAUUCGCGUUAUCGAUACAAAACGCGAACACUAAUCGCACGAUGAAAUGUUUGUUUCGACUUGAAGCGUGAUGAUAACGCAAUAUAGUAAGAAAAAAAAAAAUUAGCAAAUUCGAAGUAAAGGCAUCUUUAACGCAAGCGUUAAUCCUAAGCGUCUAAAAGUUUAAUGGGCAAUUUAAAUAGACAAAAUUAAUCGUACCUUUAAUUAUCGUUCCCUCCCCUGUGGUAUAUGUAAUAUUAAAAAAAAAGAAGAAAAUUAUUAAUUGUUACGCAUAUGUAAAACAUCGAUGUACGCUAAGUUUUGCCUUGGGUAGGAUUUACACGCAUUGUUAUCCCA
Colletes gigas is the source of this 4421-nucleotide messenger RNA. It is a transcript of the gene Stat92E, whose product is annotated as signal transducer and activator of transcription 5B. The coding region runs from base 421 to 2937 and encodes 838 amino acids. Gene Ontology annotation, molecular function: DNA-binding transcription factor activity, RNA polymerase II-specific; RNA polymerase II cis-regulatory region sequence-specific DNA binding. The record is from RefSeq and is a predicted model, not a curated record. NCBI's taxonomy places the organism in Eukaryota, Metazoa, Arthropoda, Insecta, Hymenoptera, Colletidae. The transcript is spliced from 10 exons. Gene Ontology annotation, biological process: cell surface receptor signaling pathway via JAK-STAT; regulation of transcription by RNA polymerase II; regulation of cell population proliferation.